Trichoderma asperellum CBS 433.97 is the source of this 768-nucleotide messenger RNA. RefSeq lists its product as uncharacterized. The record is from RefSeq and is a predicted model, not a curated record. Lineage: Eukaryota; Fungi; Ascomycota; Sordariomycetes; Hypocreales; Hypocreaceae.
AUGCAUCUAAUUCUCACCGGCGCUACUGGGCUCAUCGGCUCAAGCGUUCUUGAUGCCAUGCUGAAGACGGCUGAGGUCACCAAAAUAUCCAUUCUAAGCCGUCGACCCGUCGCAAUGGCCGAGAACGCCAAAGACCCCAGAGUCAAUGUCAUUAUCCACAAAGAUUUCCUCAAUUACGAUUCAGAAGUACUCAGCAAACUACAAGGCGCUAGCGGCGCAGUCUGGGCUCUUGGAGUUAGUCAGACCAAGGUAUCGAAAGAGGAGUUUAUUAAGAUUACAAAAGACUACACUAUUGCAGGUGCAGAAGCUUUCUCUAAGCUUGCGCCCAACGACGAUCCGUUUCGUUUCGUGUUCGUGUCAGGCCAAGGUUCAACUCAGACGCCUGGCCGAUUCAGCAAUCUGUAUGGCCGUACCAAGGGCGAGACUGAAAUAGCGCUUUCAGAGAUGCGCUCUGCAAGUCCUCGCCUCUUGGCUGACGCCGUUGGGCCUGGGUUUGUGGAUGGCAAGGGUCACGCCGCUAUUCAGCCCUAUCUACAACAACAAGGCUUUCUCAUUGAUAACAGCAAAAUGUUGCUUCGACGACCGAUUGAAGUGGCUGUAAAGUGGUUACAUUGCCCAACAGAGCCAAUGGGACGCUUCUUGGUCGGAAUGGCUCUGGGGAAAUACGAGACACAGUUGCGAGUAGAUCCCGACGUCGUAACAAUGGAUAGCGGUCUCAGGGUCAUUAAGAAUUCUACGAUAACACGGAUAACUGGUCUUGAAAGCUAG